GAUUUGAAGUGGCGAUCCUUGUCCUCGGGAGUGUGACCACUCCGCUCUCCACGUUAUGAAGCAGGAAAAUAGUGACAACUCGAGAUACAGGAAGACUCUGAUGCUUUGUUAACAUUUUACAUUUGUUUGACAUGUUACGUGUGCAAUGUUUGAUCUCGUCAGUGUAAGACGAAGAGAGUAUUGAGGUCGAAUAUGUUAGCACUCCGGUUUGUUAACACUAAGAGUUAUUGACUAAGUAUAAAAACUGCAGGCUUGAGCGAAACGUACCAGUAGAAACCUGGGCAUUUCUGUUUGAAAAUCUAAGAUUACGUACACGCGAAAUUGUUUUAACUUCUACUCGGAGAAGAUUUGCUGCUGGAAAAUUUUGUGCACGGUUCAAUUGCUUAGAAACGUAAAUCUCAUAUAAUGUGGGAAAUAACUCUCGUGCUUUCUGCGCUAGCCUGUCCAUCGUUGGGGGCCCCGCAGGACGCCGUCGCGCCGACACCCGCCCAGAUAAUCUUCCAGAACGCCGUGGUCAACGCCGACGGCAGCUUCAACUAUAGUUUCGAGGCAUCCAACGGCAUCAAGGUUGAAGAAUCCGGAUACGUGAAACCGGCGAUCGACGUGAGGGCCGGCCUAGGGGAAGACAAGAACGAGGAAGACAACGGAGACAGUCAAGUUAUUCAGGGGUCUUUCUCCUACACUGCACCAGAUGGCACCCCGAUCAACCUGAAGUUUAUUGCUGACGAAACAGGCUUUCACCCCGAGGGCGCUCACCUCCCGACGCCUCCACCCAUACCGGGCGCCAUCCAAAGAGCGCUGAGUGUUCUUCCCGACGCAACAUCAGAACCACCGCCUCAGUAGAAACGUCUGAGCGCCUUUACAAUUUUACUGCAUUUCUUUAUUUGGCCACAGUCAGUGGCUAUGCUGUGUCUGAAGUAUCUUUGAGGAUGAGUCAGCAAUACUGACGUAGUCGUUACGUCAUUCUUUGUGGAUAAUUUAAAGGCUCUUUAAAUCUCGAGAUUGUACAGCAUUGGAGAAUGGGAUAGCUGAUGAAUUAGAAAUGAUUUGGGAGGAAAGG
Molecule: messenger RNA, 1060 nt
Organism: Cryptotermes secundus
Lineage: Eukaryota; Metazoa; Arthropoda; Insecta; Blattodea; Kalotermitidae
Product: endocuticle structural glycoprotein SgAbd-4-like
Exons: 4
Coding region: 406-843 (145 amino acids)
Cellular component (GO): chitin-based extracellular matrix
Molecular function (GO): structural constituent of chitin-based larval cuticle
Source: RefSeq, a predicted model, not a curated record